This is a messenger RNA of Hyaloscypha bicolor E, 918 nucleotides long. RefSeq names its product proline-specific peptidase. The record is from RefSeq and is a predicted model, not a curated record. Bases 1 to 918 code for a protein of 305 amino acids. Gene Ontology annotation, molecular function: peptidase activity. Lineage: Eukaryota; Fungi; Ascomycota; Leotiomycetes; Helotiales; Hyaloscyphaceae. Gene Ontology annotation, biological process: proteolysis. The transcript is spliced from 2 exons.
AUGGCUCCAACAAUAAAAGAAGGAACCGUCCCAUUCGAUGUCCCAGCUGCCGGCAAGCCAUGCGAAACCUGGUACAAGAUCGUGGGUGAGCUCUCCUCCCCCCGUACUCCCCUCAUCACGAUACACGGCGGGCCGGGAAUGAGCCACGACUACAUGAUCCAACUCUCUGAACUCAAUGAACUCUAUGGCACCCCAAUCGUCUUUUACGAUCAGAUCGGCUGUGCUCGAUCUACGCAUCUUCGCGAGAAAGCCGGAGACGAGACUUUCUGGACCGAGCAGCUGUUCUACGAUGAAUUGAACAAUCUCGUCUCAAAACUAGGCUUAGUGGAGAAGGGAUACGAUGUGCUUGGUCACAGCUGGGGCGGCAUGGUAGGUUCGACGUGGGCGGGCACUAAGCCGAAAGGCCUUAGGAAAUUGAUUCUGAGCAAUAGUCCGGCGUAUAUGACCGGCUGGACGGAUGCGUAUGCGCGGUAUCUUGAAGAAUUGCAGGAGCCGGAGAAAGGCAUUAUCAAGAAGGCGGAAGAGGAGAGGAGAUUUGAUGGCGAGGAGUUGGAGGAGGCGAUGAUGGUUUUUAUGAAGAAGCAUUCUGCAAGGGUCAUGCCGCCGGAGUUUUUUAAGAGCUUUGAAUUUGCGAAGGAGGAUGAUACUGUGAGUGAUACGAUGAGCGGAAAGAGUGAGUUUGUCGUCAGAGGUGGCUUGAGGGAAUGGACCGCGGCGGAGAAGUGCAAGGGAAUUGAGGUUCCAACGUUGGUCAUUAAUGGAGUCAAUGAGGGAGCUAGUGAUGAGGCUAUCAAGCCGUUCUUGGACGGGAUCAGGGAUGUGAAAUGGGUUAAGUUCCAGAACAGCACCCAUAUGCCGUUGUACGAGGAGAAGGAGCUGUAUCUCAAGGCGGUUGGGGACUGGCUGAUGGGAAAAUAG